Laccaria bicolor S238N-H82 is the source of this 5514-nucleotide messenger RNA. RefSeq lists its product as uncharacterized. The record is from RefSeq and is a predicted model, not a curated record. The transcript is spliced from 11 exons. Lineage: Eukaryota; Fungi; Basidiomycota; Agaricomycetes; Agaricales; Hydnangiaceae. Gene Ontology annotation, molecular function: guanyl-nucleotide exchange factor activity. The coding region runs from base 1 to 5514 and encodes 1837 amino acids.
AUGACAUCGUUGAAGGCCGCGACAGACGGGGUCAGGACGAUAGCCAAGCCCAAGCUUAAUCAGGGCACCGUUCAGCCCAUUGGCACGUCUCAGACCUCAGAAACUCGCGCCUCAACUCACAGCCCGCUUGGUAGAAGCGUGAAUAAUUUACCCCCUCCAGGCGAUAUCAACUUGUCGGUCAGACGACGAACACGCCAAAAUUCAGCAGGGCCCCAUCCUGCUGUGAGAGGAAUUUUGGAUAUAGGUCACUCGAUCACCGUACCCCACGAAGACACCCACCCUUCAGGGGAGGACUCACCGCCACAGAUACGGAAAUCUCGUUACAAGAUCGGCCCGCUCCUGGACCUGCCAUUUGAACCCCGACCCGCUGGGACCAAGCGCAAGAAGGUGAAGGCAAAGCCUAAACCUCCCAAUCCCAAGGCGUACCUCGAACCGGCAAAUACGAGGUACCGUAGUUUUUUCUGGGACUUUUCAUUGCCAUGGGUUGAUACACCACCUGCCUCUCCCGAGAUGUCCCCUACGCCGGUGGCCUCUACGUCGACAAGCUCUACGGCUUCUGGGAGGCAACCUUUGUCGAGAACGGUGUCCUACAUGUCUUUGGGACCCACCUCGGAAAUUUCGACGCCUCGCAUCGACACGCCUCCUGCAUCUCCAGAGAUGUCCCCUACAUCAGUAGCCUCGACGUCGACAAGCUCUACCGCCUCUAGGAGGCGACCUUUGUCGAGAACGGAGUCCUACCUGUUCUUGGGAUCCACCUCGGUAAAUUUGACGCGGGUCGAUACACCCCCUGCAUCUCCGGAGAGGUCUCCCGCACCCGUAUCCUCGACGUCGGCAAGCCCUGCAGCCUCUAAGAGGCGACCUUUGUCAAGAACGGUCUCAUACAUCUCCCUGCAGCCAUUAAUCCACCAAACCCCCGCCUUGAGCAUCCCAUCGCUACGAGUUGACACCCCACCCGUGUCUCCAGAGAUGGUUCCCACACCUGUACCAUCCACCUCGGUUAACUCUGCGGCUCCUACUCGAAGGAAGCUAGAAAGAACCGUUUCUUACCUCUCGUUGGAACCAAUGGUCAGCGGACCUGGGAAAUCUAUCAACGACAACUCAUCGACAAAUGCUUCCAUGGCUAAGGCAAGCUCGAAGAAGAGGGCACGCGACGACCAAUGGGCUUUGGAGGCUGAAGCAGAGCGACCUUCUCAACGGGUUCGUACUGAAGCGGCUGGCGGUGACGAUAUGGAAGGCGCUUCGGAUACAGGCCUAGCGCUGAACCCUGUGAGCGUGGAUCAAACCUCUGUCCCAGCUUCUGGUUCUUCACAGACUGCGGAUGCGGCAGAUACGAAGCCGAAAGUCAAGUUUUCUUAUUCUAUUUGCUACCUGUCCAGAGGCAAAUCACGGUCUCCCGCGCCUCCCCCCCCACCGCGAUCUUUCUUACCACCCUCCCACUAUGCCGCCGCCGCGGGGUACUCAUCUUCAAAACCUGCCAAAGCUCCUUCCUCGUUGGAUGAGCUCAACAAAGCUGAACCACAGACGUACCAUGCAGUCGAUUAUUCUCAGUACGACGACUUCAUGCCCAUGUCCCAGCAUUCCCCAGAAAGAUCUAGUCCGGAAUCCUCAUCUGAGUACAAGUUGCCCAAGGAUACUCGUUUCAGCUUCAUCGCCGAAGCUAGAAUCAUUUCACCAAGGAAUAGCCAGCGCGAGAAGCGACAAAGCACGCUGACGGGGCUUCCGAACAUUGAGACUCAACUUCUACCAUCCCUGAGAGACACCAUUGACCGAAUGACGCGCCCGCCUUCUCGACCACCUCCGUCUCAACCGAAUCAAACAGACGCUUCAGCACACAGAGGCCGACCUCUAGAUCCCGCGGAUGUAAUAUCCGUGCACGAUUCUCGACAAAUGCGCUCUCACCAUCCUGUCCACGAAGUAGAUUGGAUGACUGAGGCCCCAGAAAUCACGCUGGGUUCCCACUCAAAUGACACCCCGCCUUCUGUGGCUUCCACGCCAAAGCUAAAAGCCCCCUCUCAUUCUGCUCUGAAGUCAUCGCUGCGAACGCCAACUCCCAAACUACCCCUACCAGACACCCACAUCCCCGUCCAGCAUACUUCUGGAGGCUCCCUGAGAAGCAAGCACCAAUUCGACACCACCGUACCUAUCCCACAACCAGCAAAAUCUCACGAGCCCACGAUUCCACCAAUACCACCCGACAAAACGCCCGCCAAACCAAGUGCGAAAACCCGGCCGUACCAGUCAAGCAUACCGCGUCCUAAACCCAGGUUCAACCCGCCUUCUUUCCAAUCCAAGGCGAGUACGGACGAUUCGGACUUCGAGAACCGAUACGAGCGAUACUCGAGGGACAAGCGAAAGCUCACUGUAGCGAACGCGGAAGUUUUACCAUCGGGUUCCAGUUCAUCAGAAAGUGAAGUGGAGUCAGGGAGGGGGUGGGAUACAGGUGUAGGGAAGAAUAAUCGAGGCGCUGUUGGGCUGGGACUUGAUAUGUCCAUGGAGGUGGGGCGGAAUGAUAUGGGAGGACGAUGGGAGGAAGACGUGGAUAUGCCAGACGCUCAAAGCAAUUACGAGAGCGCAAGGCAAAAGAUCCUUCGUUUCUCCCUACCGCCUUCUGAAUCGGCUGGCUCGAGAUACUCGGAAAGCAGUGAAGCUGCCUUUCGACAACAACCCCAAGCGGAUUUGGCUGCUGAUCAUGAGAGGCGGAGGGCAGCGCUGAUGAGUAUCGUUUCUGGGCUUGAUGCGGAAAUGGGGUUUGCGUAUAGUGGGUCGCAGGAUAUGAAUUUUGCGGUUGCCUUUCCUAGUAGGUUGGAAAAGGGGAAGGAUAGGGACGAGGAUGUACGAGAGUGCGAGAAAGGCCCCAGGAGCUCCAGCUCGGAAGAGGCUAUGGGUGAAGUGCCUCCGCGAUCUCAGUCAGUGUGCCAUUGGAACGCUACUUCGCCCUCCCAGUCGUCAUACCGCGGAGGUCUUGAAGCACCUGUGGAUGAGGUCAAGAGACGCUCUUCUUCCUCUCGUCAAAGUACUCUGUCAAUACCUCGUCGUCAAUCUGUUGCUGAUGACACAAGACUUUCCCCUGGAAGUCGCGGCUCUGGAAUUAUGGAUGGCGGCAAGAGACAGUCUUCUCCCAUUCGGCCACCAAUACCUCGUCCUUCUACUUUUGAGGACAAAGACACGGUACGACACCCCCAUAGAUGGGGCGUAUACGACGAUGAAAGACUUCGGAGGCAGCAGCAGCAGCUUUCAUCCCCUUUAACCAACGCCACCGAUCAUUCUUCUUCAUUCCACUCCUCAGCAGGUAACAGUUCAUACUCCGUCGCCGCUCGCGAACGUUUAGCGUUCGGUAUACCUCCUUCCGAAUCAGACGAGGUCCACCUGAUACCGGAGGUACUCUCCCAAACGGACAGCUCGCUCUCUUUACUUGAGGGUGGGCACUGGCAGGAGGAAUGGGAUACAUUGAGUUCGGGCGCGGAGUCUUUGUUUAGGCAGUUGAGUUUUGAAGAGACGGUGGGGUAUCAGCGGAGAAGUCGGCAGGUGUUGUUGGAGCAGGUGAAGAGGUCCAGCCUUACUUCUUCGGGUUCUUAUCGUUCCAGCGAGGAUGAGGGGUUGCCCAACGAUGAUGCUUCUUGGCGAGCGACUCAGGCUUUUUAUGGACAUGCGGAAUCGCCUCGACAACAAGGGCUGCAGGCAUCACCUCGACAUCAAGAGCCGCAGGCAUCCCCUCGAUAUCAAGAGCUACAGGCAUCACCUGGAUACCAAGAGCUUCAGGCAUCACCUCGACACCGAGAACCGCAGGCAUCACCUCAACAUCAAGAGCCGCAUGCAUCGUCUCGAUACCAAGAGCUACAGGCAUCACCUCGAUACCAAGAGCUACAGGCCUCACCUCGAUACCAAGAGCUCCCUAUACCGCCUAGAAGUUAUGAGUCACCGCGUCCUCCUCCAUCUCCGAAGCCACAACAACGAGCGACCCAGGAUUUUUACAGACACGAAGAGCCGCAGAAAUCACCUCGACACCAAGACCCGCAGGCAUUAAAUCAACAUCAAGAGCCGCCCCUGCCAUCUCGAAAACAAGAGCUGCAUGCAUCACCUCGAAGUUAUGAGUCACCGCGUCCGGCUCCAUCUCCAGGAGCACUUCGGGCCCCUAGGGAUGACUCUACACUGCCAGAGACGGCAAGGGAGCGUGUGAUCCAGGAAUUACGAACAACGGAGGAAACUUUCGUCGACCGCCUGCAAACGUGUGUACGCGUCUUUAUUCUGCCUCUUCGUGUCCAGAGCAGUAGGGAGUGGAUAGUGGGUGUCCCUGCGAAUGUCUCCCGACUCCUCGAUUGGUUUGAAGAUAUUGUGAAUUUGCACUUGUUGAUUUUGCAGGCUUUGAACACCUAUCGUGAUCGCGCAUGGGAUUUGACUAAAUCAUUGCGGGCUUUUAUUCCUCGGUUGGAAAUCUACCAGCCCUACCUGGUCCGGCUCGCUGAUGUGACGGAGGAGAUUGUGGUGUCGAUGGCGGAUGAGUCGAGUAACUUUGGCGAGUUUGUGAAUAUCCAGGAGAGAACGCGAGAAUGUCGGGGCUGGAACUUUGAAGAGUUUUUGAUGGAGCCUGUUCAUAGGCUCGCUGCUUACCAGGAUCUGUUUACACGGCUAUUAGAGUCGACUCCGACGCGGGAUCCAUGUUACAUUUCAACGUUCUUUCUAGCUCGAUCGACGGACUUGGUCAUUAACGUUAUGAAAGAAGUCAAGAUUAGGGAAGAUGAGUAUAAUCUGAUUAAGUCUCUUUCUAUUCGAAUACAGGGGAUACCGCUGGAUCAAUUGGCUACACGGGAACGAAGGCUUUUGCACUCUGGGAUCCUACACCUCACCACGCAAGAUGAACACCUUCAGAGGGCGGGCGCUCCAGAGACUGAACCGUCUCCGAAACCUACCAAUCGAGCGAGUCGGCUUGUGAAUGCUAUCCACGAAUGGGUCCCCAAAAGAUCGAAUUCUGUCAAGUCCACGGCGUCAUCAAGCACUGGGACUUCUGCUUUCUCUGACUUGCAAAUCUGGCCGCCUGGGUCUCCUAAUUGGCUGCCUAUACCCAAACGACUUGGUGCACGCAAUUCGUCUCCAGAAACUCCGAUCAGGACAUCUCCUCAAUCAUUUCCUGUCCAAGUGUUUGUUUUCUCUGAUCUCGUCCUGCUCACAAUCCCGCUGGCGCAAACCCCAGGACAAGAACCCGGUUAUUCUCUGGUUUCAGGAGCCCGAGCAUUUAGGCCCUUCUCAAUCGCUAGGAUGCAAAAGGAUAAUACUGAUGGUCUUCCCUUUUUUUAUAUUGCUUAUAUGAUGUUCUCCAGGUUGAAGCAGUCUCAGUCGAACCCAGCGAGCUCAACAAAGAAGGACUUUUGGCCAAUGCUUUGCUGCGAUCUCUCGAGUUUUCUGUUCCUCAAGCUUCUCCGACGGUGUGCUCUUCUGGUACUGGGAAAGAUGUCGACCGCAUUCAACCUUGGUUGUCAGCCUUCACCCGAUGUUCUCGCUUUUAUCUCCGAUCCCUGA